Candida albicans SC5314 is the source of this 561-nucleotide messenger RNA. It is a transcript of the gene RPS7A, whose product is annotated as 40S ribosomal protein eS7. Gene Ontology annotation, biological process: translation; rRNA processing; ribosomal small subunit biogenesis. The transcript has a single exon. NCBI's taxonomy places the organism in Eukaryota, Fungi, Ascomycota, Pichiomycetes, Serinales, Debaryomycetaceae. Gene Ontology annotation, cellular component: ribosome; small-subunit processome; cytosolic small ribosomal subunit. The record is from RefSeq and is a predicted model, not a curated record. The coding region runs from base 1 to 561 and encodes 186 amino acids. Gene Ontology annotation, molecular function: structural constituent of ribosome.
AUGUCCUCUAAGAUCUUAUCAGAAAACCCAACUGAAUUAGAAUUAAAAGUUGCUCAAGCUUUCGUUGAUUUGGAAUCUCAAGCUGAUUUAAAAGCUGAAUUGAGACCAUUACAAUUCAAAUCUAUCAAAGAAAUUGAUGUUAAUGGAGGUAAAAAAGCUUUAGCUGUUUUCGUUCCACCACCAAGUUUACAAGCUUACAGAAAAGUUCAAACUAGAUUAACUAGAGAAUUAGAAAAAAAAUUCCCAGAUAGACAUGUUGUCUUUUUAGCUGAAAGAAGAAUCUUACCAAAACCAGCUAGAAAAGCUAGAAAACAACAAAAAAGACCAAGAUCAAGAACUUUGACUGCUGUUCAUGAUAAAAUUUUGGAAGAUUUAGUUUUCCCAACUGAAAUCAUUGGUAAAAGAGUUAGAUACUUGGUUGGUGGUAACAAAAUCCAAAAAGUCUUGUUGGAUUCUAAAGAUUCAACUGCUGUUGAUUACAAAUUGGAUUCUUUCCAACAAUUGUACUCAAAAUUGACUGGUAAACAAGUUGUUUUUGAAAUCCCAGGUGAAUCUCAUUAG